AUGGCUGACAGCGAUCCCACGUUUUCCACGAUAUCCCUAGGCUUUCAGCUAGCGAAUUGUGCUGCAAAUGCCACAGCGAAUAUGGUAGUCGCGGCGGUGAUUAUCUUUGGAAAGGAGCUGCGGAGAGAAAAAACCUUGACAUUGCUGUCUUUCUACUGCUUCAGCGACGGUUUAUAUGCGUAUGGCGCCUUUUAUCUAGCAUUGCGGUGCUUUCAGGCGACUCUCUGGCCAGACGUCUUCACCAUGGUUCCGGUGCAAAACUGUUUGCUAAACCCGCUUCACCUCUUCAUUGUUUAUGCCUACACGGCCGUGCCGCUCGCCGAAUUGGCCCUAACGGUUGAUCGUGCGAUCGCCAUCUUUUUCCCAACGAAGUAUCUUCGUCUGGAUGCCCGCGCAUCAUUGUGGACGAUCUCAGGUAUCGUUGCCUUUUCCUUUAUUCUGGUCGCUUAUUGCAUCGUCGAUUCGUGGCGUGACCCGGGUCUGAUGGUGCACUUUGGCUGCUACCCAGAAGUGUAUUCCUCCCUUUUUAAUGAACUAAUGUUCGGCGGGAAGGCAACAUUGUAUUGCAUAUGCUGCCUGGCCUAUUUGCCGAUCAUCAUUCGCCUCAUGUGGCUGAGCGGAACCCACAAGAAAUGCACCUGCCGUAAUUGUCAACUAAAGAAGUCUUGCGUAUAUAUGGGGUUUUUAAUCCUGGGCUUAUUGGUGCUGGUGAUUAUCCCGACACCACUCCUACUUAUUUUCAAGCACAGUCAGGCAGUCGAGUUGCUUUUCUACAACAUGGCCUUGUCGAAACCGUGGUUAAACGUCAUUUUUGCAUUGAUUUCAUUUCGACAGCUCCGGAACGUCUUUUCACAGUCCCUAGGGAAGCUGAAAAACAAAGGUCCGCUUGUUUCGCGUGUAGGCCCACCCAGAAUGGAGAAUAUUGGAGGAGAUGAUGAACCCAAAAGCACUCGGCAACAAUCCGUG
Mesorhabditis spiculigera is the source of this 966-nucleotide messenger RNA. The record is from the annotation of a GenBank genome assembly. Lineage: Eukaryota; Metazoa; Nematoda; Chromadorea; Rhabditida; Rhabditidae.